GGCAAACACAACCACACAUACACCAUAACCUUAAAAGGUUUAAAAAGUGUCAGAUAAAAUCUGAUAACCGCAGUGUGUGGUAUUUACAGACAUAUUGCCAGGUACCAGUCUGUACGUUUGAUAAGGGGCUUGACGACAGGUCAGCGACAAGGAAGUAAGAGGAUCAGUGACUGGGGAACAUGGCGGACUGUAGGUGUGUGCAGGUGUUUAUGUUCUGUGUCUUUACACAAAUAUUCAUUCGGUGUCUUGCCCAGAACACACACAUGAAAAAUGUUGCAGUAAACAAACCAUGUGGCAUAAGCACCAUGUACAACAACAAAAACAACUGCUCAGCAGCAUUAAACGGAAACACAAACACUUAUUACAAAGAAUUUCCACCCAACUGUAUCCACACCAUGGAGGACGACAUGUCACCUUUCUGGUGGGUGGACCUGGGAGAGAAGGUCAGCAUCACCAUGAUCACGAUCUACGGACGGACAAACUUUCUAGAUAGAAUGGCUUGUGAUAACGUAUCUGUCGAUGGAGCUCUCGUCGAAAGAUUCACAGAUGUGAGUGGUUGGACCAAUGAUACAUACACCAUCCCAGUGCUUCGUGGUGGGCGAGUGGUCAACAUCACUAAAGACUGCUACAGUGACGGACGUACGAUAAACAUCUGUGAGGUACAGGUGUGGGAAUGUCUUGAUGGUUGGUAUGGAACCGGCUGUUCACAUACCUGUGGAAACUGUAUCACUAAUUCUGAUUGCGACAAGACGACAGGCCAGUGUACAUCGUGUAAAACAGGAUUCAGCUUACCAAACUGUACAGAUUGUGAGAACGGUUGGUAUGGAAACAAUUGUGUUGAAACCUGUGGACAUUGCAUGGGAGGUAACUCUACCUGUAACAGGAUAAACGGAAGUUGUCCCUCCUGUGACGGGGCAUUCACACCACCUCUGUGUAAAGACAAUUGUGAGACAGGUUGGUAUGGACACAAUUGUGUUGAAACAUGUGGACAUUGCAUGGGAGGUAACUCUACCUGUGACAAGAUAAACGGAAGUUGUCCCUCUUGUGACGGGGCAUUCACACCACCUCUGUGUAAAGACUAUCUUUCCUCGAAGUUUCCGAUGACGACUUCAAACACUUCAUCUUCAAUUCAAGCGGGAAUGUCAUGUGACAAUGACAAAGAGACUGUCAGUGUGGCAGGUCCUGUGGCUGGCGCUGCUGUCGGCUGUUCUGUCGUCUUUUUUAUUGUUGGCGCUGUCUUUAGCUGGUGGUUAAGAAAAUCACGGUCUCAGCAACCGUCAGCUACGGGCUCCUCACCUUAUGAAAUCCCGAUAAUAAGUGACUCAGGAACCGCCAGGCCAACAUCUCGCCCAAACGAAAAGGUAGACACUACACCCGACUACACCAACAUCGGCUACACCACCAACGUCUACGAGGCACUCAAAGCCCCUGAUGACAACAACACAACACCUUACACGUCUCUUGACUUCCACACACAAUCUGAUGUCCACUGAUGAGAGAAACACAAAUGGAGAGUCCAUGACUCAUCAUCUGCAGUCCUUUUGUCCAGAUAUGGUGCUGUGACUCCGUAUACAUUUUGCAAUACCUAACCAAAAGAGUCAAAUUUUAACAAGACACACACUUUAUUAUUUACAACUAUUUUCUAACGAAUUUAAAAAAAAGAUCAUGGUACGACCAUUUUAAAGAAUGGCCAGAGAAUUAUUUCAUUCUGUAGUCCUAUUGAGGUGGAUAGUUCUUUUACGUUUUAGGUUUUCUUCCUGAGGUCAUUUGUUUAUAAUAUUAGUGCUCCACACUUCUUAAAGCAAUCUUUAUCCUCAUGUUGUACUUGCUAUUGCCUAUGACCAUUUUUAUCAACUAGUUUCAGCUUUGGAUUUGGCUACCGAUCUUCACCUACGGCCGUAACGGACAAACAUUUUGACUUAUCUGUGAUAAAGUAAAGCUGCUGUUGUUGUUGUUGCUGCUGAUGCUGCUGCUGCUGAUGAUGAUAAUGAUGAUGAUGAUGCCCUUUUCUUUUAAAAAAAGCAUUUUAAGCCUGGUUGUUAUGGUGGUGUAAAGCGCUAUAUAAAUCAACUCUUUUUUGUUGUUGUUGUUGUUGUUAUUAUUAUUAUUAAAAAUAGUGGGUAA
Molecule: messenger RNA, 2124 nt
Organism: Pomacea canaliculata
Lineage: Eukaryota; Metazoa; Mollusca; Gastropoda; Architaenioglossa; Ampullariidae
Product: multiple epidermal growth factor-like domains protein 10
Exons: 10
Coding region: 180-1493 (437 amino acids)
Molecular function (GO): scavenger receptor activity
Source: RefSeq, a predicted model, not a curated record